CAGCCUACAAUAAAUUUUCAAGAUAUGUAAAUGGAAGGCAUCAAUUAUGUGUGUGCAUAUUUCUGCAUAGAAAUUUAUGGGUGAUUCAGACACUAGAGAGUAAAUUGGGCAAAAGAAAAAUCUGUUGGCAAGAGAAAGUGCAAACAGUUGUCUUAAACAUUAGUUUAAUGGGUAGUUAAUUUAAUUAAGACCAUAACCCUUCACCUCAUCCAUGAAUUAGUUUGCUAAGCUCAAUUUCAUUGCUAAUUUAGCAAAAAAAGAAGCACCGCUUUGAAAUGAACCAUUGAGCAAAAAUGGGGAAAGUACAAACGGAAAACAAUUCUGUGGGCAGAUAGAUACAGUAUUAUUGUAUAGUACAUUUAUUUAGAGAGAGAGAAAGAGAGAGUCUGUGUGAGAGAGAGGAGUAUUUCAGAAGCUCACUGCUUCGCUGAUUUUGAGGCAUGCAAGAAGAGAGAGGAUUCGUACUGCACAAGUUUCACAUAUCUGCUCUCUUUUUUUACUGUAUUCGGGACUCAACACUCUUCUUCACACCCUCAUCUCUGUCCAGUUUCCAUAGCACAGAGAGAGAAUAGGGUGGGUGGAUUAGUGGUUUUCUUUUCCUUUGCCUUCUUCAUUGUUCUUCCUUUUCAUUCUCUGGUUUUCUUGAUCCAUGUCACCGAUUGUAUUGUUCCCUUUGGCUGUUUUCACUUUGGUUUUGUUAGUGUGGGGUUUUGUUUGUAGCUGGGAAGCUCACUGAUCUUUCAAUGACAUAAAAAAGUUUUGUUCUUUCGGGGUUUUUUAAUUCACUUUUUUCGCGAUGGGAGUGAAAUAGCAUAAUGAUUGUGUUUGGCUUCUUUUACUUUUUUUUUUCUCUUCUGGGUUUUGGGGGAAUCUUGCAAUUAGUGUGACAUUUUUUCAAAGUUGUGAUUUUUAUUUUAUGGGGUGUGGCUACUUCUGUAGCAUUGUCCGCUAUUUGAAAUUGGUUGUGUUUGUGUCGUGUGCAGGUGUUUUGAGAUAAUGCUGAGGAAGAGGAACAGGUCCGUGCAGAAGGAACAACACCACAUGAGUAAUCUGACACAGUGUGAAGCCAAUUCAGAGCACUAUUCGCAGACUCAUCAUGGCUUGGGACGCAACAACAUCAAGCGACACUCAAUUUUCAAUGUUCCUUGUCUGUUUGUGGGUCUAGGUCCGAAAGGGUUGUUGGAUUCUGAUUCAGUUAGGAGCCCCACUUCUCCACUUGAUGCUAGAGUUCUUUCAAAUCUAGGCAACCCUGUUAGGAAGCCAAGAUCUUCACCUCAUGAAGGGCACCCAAGGAGUUGGGAUUGUUGCAAAGUAGGUCUAGGCAUUGUGGAGUCUUUGGAAGACUGUUCUAGGUUUUCUGGGAAAAUUCUGCAGUCACCAGAGAGCAAGAGGGUUAAUCUCAGUCCCCAAAUGAUGAUCAAAGCCCCAAAUUGCCAAAUCCAUAGGGAUUUUCUUGAGGGAUCCAAGUCUUUGCCCAAAGAUUUUUGUAAGGCUCCUUAUGCCCCUAAAAAUGGAUCUGUUACCCACAAGGGUGAAUCUGAGUCCACUGUUCUUUUUGAGAUUGGAGAAAGUGGCCUUGACCAUGAACUGUUUGGGAGAACCAGAACCAGGUCUUGUUCAUUGGACUCUUGCAGUCCACUGAAAGAGCUUUCUGGCUUAAACACUUCCUUCUCUGAUUCAGACACUGAAAAUUUUGCUGUGAAAGAUGUGAACAUGCAAUUGUGCUCUCCUCCUCAUUUUAUUGGGGGAAGCCAGUACUCAAAUACCUUCCCCCCACCUACAAAGUUGAACACAAACCCUCUUUCCAUUAGCUCUUCUAAUGAAUUUAUCAACUCUCUGUCUGCUACUGAGAUUGAACGCUCUGAGGACUACACAUGUGUGAUUUCCUACGGCCCUAAUCCCAAAACAACUCACAUUUUUGGGGAUUGCAUUCUGGAGACUCAUUCCAAUGCAUUCAAAAUCCAUGAAGAGAAGGAGAAGGUAGUGAACACUGUUGCUAACAGGUCAGGGACUCCAAACCCAUAUCCCUCAAGCGACUUCUUGAGUUUCUGCCACCAUUGCAACAAGAAACUAGAAGAGGGGAAGGACAUUUAUAUUUAUGGGGGUGAAAAGGCAUUCUGCAGUUUAACUUGUCGUGCCAUGGAGAUCAUGAUUGAUGAGGAGCUAGAGAAAUCCAACACCGACCCUCCUUGUGAAAACUCUGCAAAGCCAAAACUUGGUGAGCUACUUUUUGAAACAGGCAUUCUCACAGGUUCAUAGAAGAAUUAUCUGCCACAUGCACCAUUUGCUCCAUGAGAAUGACACAGGCACCUGAUCAUCUGUUCAGAAGGAGCUGUUUUAUGUGCAUCUUGUUAGCAGCCAUGGAUGAUCGUUUUGUACAUCAUUGUGUCUAAAGCUGGAAUUGGUGUUUCAGCUUUGUCAUGGUCUUUGGUGAAUUGUGACUCUCAAUAAGUUAGUUUUGUUUUCCAUAUAAAUAGAGAUAUAUGUUAUCAAACCAUUGAUAGCCUGCAGAAAAUUAAAGGGUUGAGGUCUAUUUUUCUGGCUUCCCCUUUUGAACUUUUCUUGCAUUAUCUCUAUAUUGUGUCAAUGUAUACAACCCAAAAAAAAAAUAUUUUUUUUAAACUUCUAUGAUAUAUUAUGCUAUUGUCCUA
Molecule: messenger RNA, 2651 nt
Organism: Vigna umbellata (rice bean)
Lineage: Eukaryota; Viridiplantae; Streptophyta; Magnoliopsida; Fabales; Fabaceae
Source: RefSeq, a predicted model, not a curated record